This is a messenger RNA of Rhodofomes roseus, 1631 nucleotides long. Its product is annotated as glycoside hydrolase family 18 protein. The transcript is spliced from 9 exons. Gene Ontology annotation, cellular component: extracellular region. Gene Ontology annotation, biological process: carbohydrate metabolic process; chitin catabolic process. Gene Ontology annotation, molecular function: chitinase activity; chitin binding. Lineage: Eukaryota; Fungi; Basidiomycota; Agaricomycetes; Polyporales; Fomitopsidaceae. The record is from RefSeq and is a predicted model, not a curated record. Bases 104 to 1597 code for a protein of 497 amino acids.
UUUGCUUUGCCCUUCUGACCCUUGGACAUAUCUGUCUUUACCUUCUUAACUUUUUUGUAUCUAUCUUGUUAUCUGUGACCUUCCCAUAUUUUCACUGCCGAGCAUGAGUGUCCAGCCUGCGCCUACUUCCGACUCGGCAUUCGAUUCCACAUCCAGCUCAACAUCCAACUCCACGUCUGUCCCGACGUCCAUCUCGGAUUCCAAGUCAACUCUUAGCUCAACGCCUGACUCAACGCCCAGCUCAACGUCCCGGUCAAACUCGACGCCCAAGUCCGGUGCUUACUACCCCUCCUGGGCGACCGCCGAUUACGCACCCUCAAAGCUCGAAUUUUCUCAGUGGGAUAUUCUAUUCUAUGCAUUCGCAGCGCCUAGCUCUUCGAACGGAGUUGACCUGGAUAGCGGUGAUGCCUCGACGCUGAAGUCCCUCGUCAGUGCGGCUCAUGCCAGCAACAAUAAGACGAAGGUUGUACUCUCGAUAGGUGGAUGGGGAAACUGUAAAUAUUACUCCCAGAUCAUGGGCUCCAGCAAUAGUAGAGAUCUGUUCGUCGAUGCAGUCGUGCAAACAUAUAAUGACUACAAUCUUGACGGCAUAGACAUCGACUGGGAGUUCCCAAACGAUGAUGGUGCCGGCGACGGGCAAGGAAAGUCGCCAGAUGAUGCUGCAAAUCUGCUCACGUUCUUCCAAGCACUCCGCGCAAAGCUUGGGAACGAUGCGAUAAUUUCAGCCGCCGUCACUGACCAGCCCUUCAAGGGACCAGACGGCAACCCGCUCUCGGAUGUGUCGGAUUACGCCAAAGUGAUGACCUACGUCAACCUCAUGAACUACGACACAGUCGGGGCAUCGUCCACACCAGGGCCGAACGCCCCUUUGGGCGACCUCUGCGGCACGUCCACGCAUAAACAGAGCAGCGCCCAGGCCGGGCUCAAGCAAUGGACCGAUGCCAACUUCCCCGCGAACCAGCUGAUGCUCGGCCUGCCCCUCUACGGCUACGUCAGCAAGAGCAGCAAGACGGAAUUACAGGAGCGCGACGUGAACUCGGAUGGGAGCGACAAGGGGAAGGGCUCCUCCUACCUCGCACGGGUGCUGGCGUUGGGGGGGAAGCAGUACGCCGUGAGCGACGACGUCCGAGAUGGCAACUCAGUGAAGAGCGAGCGAGAGUACAGCUCCGGCGACGACGACUUGCAGGCGGUGUUCGUCAACGGUGUGCGUGCCGGGCAACUCGACCCCUCUGCCAAUCAGACGGCCGAGUUGGCGAGGUCGUCGGGGUCGGGAGACCUCGGCCAGUAUAUGGGCCAGCAGAUCGCCUUCGGCGACAUCGUCGCGCUGGGUGCCUUGCAGUAUUCGGGCGGCAAGUUCACGGCUGCCAAUGGGUACACCCUCGCAAGGGACAACUGCAGCGGUCAUACUCCUUUUCUCUACGACACGUCGCGCGAGACCGUCGUUACCUACGACGACCCGACCUCGCUCGCCCUCAAGGCCCAAUUCGUGGCGAGUUCGGGUAUGGCAGGCGCAUUCACGUGGUCUCUGGACCAGGACUAUGGCAACUACGUUCUACAGAAUGCAAUAAGGGUCGCGUUGGGCCUCACUGCCAAUUGAGGUGCGGCUGCACAUGUUCUACGUAGUCGACGUG